AUGUCCCGCAAAUCCUCACACGACGCUGAUCUCAAGGUCUCGCCUGAUCAUGUGGAGCAGGCGCCGGCUGUUAUUCAGAUCGAGACUUUUCGGGUUCUGGGCUUGGACUCGGCCGAUGCAGACUUUUACAACAACUACGAGGAGGAGAAGCGAAAGAAGUUGACUCGCAAGAUUGACUUUCGACUCAUUCCCAUGCUGGCCUUUCUAUACUUGAUCUGUCACAUUGACCGUGCCAACAUUGGAAAUGCCAAGAUUGAGGGGAUGGUAGAGGACUUGAACAUGACGGGGGUGCAGUACAACAUAGUACUAGCAAUCUUCUUUGUUCCCUAUGUUCUUUUUGAGAUACCAAGCAAUAUCUUACUAAAAAAGUUCAAACGUCCAUCGACUUAUAUCGCCAUCAUCACCACGGCAUGGGGCACCAUCAUGACAUGCACAGGGGUGGUUCGGAACUUUUCAAGUCUCAUGGCUGUUCGCAUUCUCCUUGGUAUCUUUGAGGCUGGAUUCCUCCCUGGCGCCAUCUACCUCUGCUCGUAUUGGUAUAUGCCGAAGGACUUGGCUACUAGGAUAUCUUACUUCUACUGUGCCAGCGCUCUUUCCGGAGCAUUCUCGGGACUCCUAGCGGCUGCUAUUGCUGAGAUGAAUGGCAUUGGCGGACUUGAAGGAUGGAGAUGGAUCUUCAUUCUCGAGGGCCUAGUCACCGUCUUGAUUGGUAUCUCAUGUUACUUCCUUCUCAUUGACUCGCCGGCCCUCUCAACAAGAUGGCUAGAGCCGGAAGAAAUCCGCUACCUGGAGCUGUCCAUGUUUAUCAAGCAGGGAGGCAAGUUCCAUUCGGAGAAACGGUUCCGCUUCAAGGAUCUCAAAAUGGCCGCAAAGAACUGGAGAAUUUAUACACAGGCUUACUUCCUCUUUGUCCAGUCGGCACUUUCUUAUGGAACCAAAUUCACCCUACCCACCAUUUGUCAGGCGAUGGGCUUUACCAACACAUAUGCCCAGCUGAUGUCGGCGCCUCCGUAUGUUGCCGCUGCAAUCUCAGCCAUCACGUUUGCAAAGAUGUCGGAUAAGUUCUACUGGCGUAUGCCUUUUGUGGCUACGCCCAUGGUCAUUUGUGCUGUCGGAUAUGCAAUCUUCCUAGGCCUCAACGGUGCUCUGGCGACUCAGCGCGGCCUCGCGUAUUUCGCUGCCAUUGUGGUGUGCAUUGGCAUCUACCCGAUCCAACCAGCAGCGGCGGCGUGGAAUGCAAACAACAUUGCGCCCGAGACGCGCAGAGUCAUUGCCAUUGCCAUGAACAACUGUGUCGGGAACACUGGUGGCAUUGUCGGCAGUUUCAUGUACAUUGAUUCCGAGAAGCCAAAAUACCACACGGGUUUCGGACUGGGACUGGCUUUGGCUUCUACAGGUCUCCUCAUGGCCUUCUUCCUGGAAUGGUCAUAUAAGAGAGGAAAUGUACAGAAAGCAAAGAUCACGGAAGAUGAGGUACGAGUCCGGUACACGGAAGCCGAACUGAUGGAUAUGGGAGACUCGUCGCCGCUCUUUAGAUAUGUUCUAUGA
Molecule: messenger RNA, 1548 nt
Organism: Pestalotiopsis fici W106-1
Lineage: Eukaryota; Fungi; Ascomycota; Sordariomycetes; Amphisphaeriales; Sporocadaceae
Exons: 6
Coding region: 1-1548 (515 amino acids)
Biological process (GO): transmembrane transport
Cellular component (GO): membrane
Molecular function (GO): transmembrane transporter activity
Source: RefSeq, a predicted model, not a curated record